Molecule: messenger RNA, 336 nt
Organism: Guyanagaster necrorhizus
Lineage: Eukaryota; Fungi; Basidiomycota; Agaricomycetes; Agaricales; Physalacriaceae
Exons: 3
Coding region: 1-336 (111 amino acids)
Source: RefSeq, a predicted model, not a curated record
AUGUCUGGAUUAUCGCACCACAUAGAUCACCGCCGGCAGAAGCCGCGUUUACAGCCUCGACAAGCUUGUCCGAAGCGUCGCUCGGUACCCGAUCCGACAGGAUGGCUGAUGUUUGAAAAUUUGAACGGCGUCAGAACUUUCUUCGAUGGCAAGGACAUGUACAGCCGUCCUGGGAAUCCAUUCACGCCUCCAAAGUGGUUCCUGGACAAGUUUCCUGAGAAUGUCACACUAGAUGGAGCGGAGAACUGUUGGGAGGACGUGGGGAGUUUCAGUCUACGGUGUCAGUUGUCAAGACAAUCAACUCUCCUCAUUGGAAAGGAAUUACCUUCCAGGUAG